AUGUCCCUUGUAAAGUUGCUGCGGACACCCAGGAAGUUUUUCCAGAAGGCCGUCAUUGCGUUUCUUCUCAUCCGAAGGCAUGACCUGGGACUCGCCGAAGAUUUAAUUCGUUACAUGGCUGUAAAGCCGACAGCUUCUAUAUCGACCCUGCGACAUAAAGUGUGGCAUCUGCUGGACUUGCCAGACUACUGCGAAGAAGUCAUCGUACUAAAAAACAAUGAAAACGUCGAAAUACCACUCACGGAGCUCUGCAAAGGCAACGAACCCCACAAGCCGUUCAUAUUGGAGGUGUGGUUACCGGGAAAACGUAUGCAAUCAACUACAACGAUCCACAAUCACAUGCUGACGAUGGGACGAGAGGACGACGUCGCUACUCUGGACAACAUAACUCCGUUGUCUGAAUGCUCGUCUGAUGACAAACGGGAGAAAAGGAAAACUCACGAUACCAACUCAACAUUGUCCGAAGACACAUUGGGGCAAGGCAGACUGCAUACAAUGGAGAAUAAAUUACCGCCAAAUUUUAUUCUCAAGGAUUUCCACAAUUCUACUCUCUCGAGUCGGAUCUCUAACACUUCCUUGAUCUUCAGGCUGAACGGAAAGAAAAGCAAGGAUAACUUCGCUAAUAUUCUUUUGAAAAUUCAAAGUGAUUUAACAACGUUGAGUAAAAAAUUAUCUAAUUUGGAAAAUAGAAUCCCUGCGUAAAUACAAUUUUUAUGAAUGCUAAUAAAACAUUUUAAAUACAUAAGCGAU
Molecule: messenger RNA, 750 nt
Organism: Pectinophora gossypiella (pink bollworm)
Lineage: Eukaryota; Metazoa; Arthropoda; Insecta; Lepidoptera; Gelechiidae
Exons: 4
Coding region: 1-702 (233 amino acids)
Source: RefSeq, a predicted model, not a curated record